Molecule: messenger RNA, 726 nt
Organism: Akanthomyces muscarius
Lineage: Eukaryota; Fungi; Ascomycota; Sordariomycetes; Hypocreales; Cordycipitaceae
Exons: 2
Coding region: 1-726 (241 amino acids)
Biological process (GO): RNA splicing
Cellular component (GO): precatalytic spliceosome
Source: RefSeq, a predicted model, not a curated record
AUGUCUGAUCAACGACGAGGUCGUCGCCCCGACGCCCGCCGCGACUGGGACGCCCCCUCCGACCGGCGCGACGACGACAGCAGGCGCAACAACUACCGAUCGAGGUCGCGCGACCGCCGCGGAGGAGGCGGCGGCGGCGGCCACGAUGAUCGCUCCCGCUCCCCCGACCGACGCAGCAGCUACCACCGUCGCGACAACGACGAGCGAGACGGCGGACGCGGCGGUCGCGGUCGCGGCAGAGGAGGACGAGGCGGCCGUGGCGGCGGCAACGACAGACGAGGAGGAGACCGAGACUACAGCUCGCGACGCCACGACGACCACCAUCGUCGGCGCGACUACGACGAUAAGGACGGCUACGACCACAGAGGAGGCCGUGACCGCCGCCGCCGCUCCCCCUCACGAAGCCGCAGCCCACCGUCCCGCGACGCCGACCACCGCAUGGACCAAGACCCCAAACCUGCCGCUGCUGCCGGCAAGAACAAGAACGCCGCCGCCGCCGCAGCAGUAGCAGCAGUGCCCAUCAUCGGGCAGGAAGGCGGCGACGACGACGAGGACAUGGCCGCCAUGCAGGCCAUGAUGGGCUUUGGCGGCUUCGGCACCACAAAGGACAAGCGCGUCGCGGGCAACAACGUCGGCGCGGUGCGGAAGGAGAAAAAGACCGAGUACAGGCAGUACAUGAACCGCCUGGGCGGCUUCAACAGGGCGCUGAGCCCGACGCGGGACUGA